GAUCAAGCGCCCUGUCGUAUCCAUCCAGGCGCUUCCCGAGGAUGAAGGAGCUGAGAGCCACAGCCUGACUCGAUACAAAAGAUAUGUCGACUUUCGAUUUGUUUGUGGAUUACGACGACGCUCGUUACUACAGGGAGGCCCGCGAGUGCGCCGCGAAAAGAGAUGCGGAGAAUUUUGUUGUCGACUUCGGGUCACGCAUGUCUAGGAUUGCUUCCAACGUUCCGCCAAGUGGUUUCAAGACCCUUAUGACGGAGGGUGCUGCGCCCAGGACCAAAGGAGCUCCAACACGGUGGAUAAAUGUUUGGGCACCCGACUCGCAACCUGAUGCUGUAAAGGCUAUUGGUGAUCGGUAUGGCUUUAGCAAGAGGCUUGUGGCCCUACUACUUACCACUCCUCCACCGAGUUCAAGAGAAGCUCCAGCGGAGAACUGGACGCCUGAAAAGGAGCUCGACUCUCCUAGCGCCGAUAUCGAAAAGGCGUCUCCUGCCCGGCCCACCCACCUCGAUCGCGAUUUAAAAGUAGUGAAGCCGAAUACCACAAACUUCUUUAAUAUUGCGGCAAAUUUCUCAAGCUACCAGUCAAUUGAUAUCGGAGACAAAUUUAUCUGCGUAGGUGCCAAUUGGAUGCAUCCUGUAGAGCGCGACUCCGGAAUAAUUGAACCAGAGAGAUUGUGGUCUUGGCUUGUCCUCUGUCAUGACGCUACUGUUAUUUCGUUCCACGAAGAUCCAAGCCCCAAAGAGGUGGACUCGAAAUAUAUCGAAACAGUUCGCAAGAACACGCUGAGUGUUUUAAGUCAGCUUUCGACAAUUGGGUCAGCUGACGGCGUUGAGCUUAUCUCUCUGCGGCAACCUGCGGAAUCCAAGGACACUUCGGAACUCACUGGUGUUGAAGGUGCCAGUAAUCUAUUCUAUUAUCUGUUCGACGAUUGGACGGCGACCUAUACGCUGUUGAUGGUUCUUCAGGGGAACAUCGAGAAACUCCGCCAGAAGAUUAUGGCCGGCCUCGGCGAAAAUAAGCCUGAUGCACUAGCAAAAGAGAUCAUCCCCAAACUCUAUGAGGUUGGAAAACUACUGCGCUCAAACCAGCAUUUAUUUAGCGGCUAUGAGAAUUUGAUCUCUCGAAUACUAAAAUACGAAGAAGACAAGGAAAAGGAAUCUUCUCAUUGUCGCAUUGACGAGCGUGUCUCGGUGGUUCAAACUGCACGCCAUCGCUUCGAACGUUUGCGGGACAACAUCAAGUUUCUCGUACUUAAUUAUGUGGAUGAGGCAAUUGGCGAGAUAGAUGGGCUACAUACCACAUACUUCAACAUCACAACCCAAAAGGACUCGAUGGCUACAGCGAAGCUUAAUUCGAGCGCGACACUGCUCUCUAAACUAGGCGUGCUAUUUCUCCCCGUCAGUCUCAUGACCAGCUAUUUCUCGGUGCAAAUCAAGGAGCUGGACGGUGUGUAUACAGUCAAAACGUACUGGGUCACGUUUGCUGUCGUUAUGGUCCUAUCGUUCGUUGCACUGUUCAUGUUUAGCCGCGUGUUGGUAGGGGCCGGAACUGCAGUGGCCAAGCGCGUUGACAGGGUGGUCUACCGUGUUACUGGACGAAUAGCGAAGGGCGGUUCUCCCAACAGGACGAGAGAACAGGAGCCGUACAGGUGAGUCAUAUAAUGACAAUGUACAUUAGUAUGUGCGGUCUGGAAUUUUUAGUAAAGCAGAUACCCAUUAGUUUCAGUUUUAAGAGGAGGCCCA
Messenger RNA from Pseudogymnoascus destructans, 1739 nucleotides. RefSeq lists its product as uncharacterized. Lineage: Eukaryota; Fungi; Ascomycota; Leotiomycetes; Thelebolales; Thelebolaceae. Gene Ontology annotation, molecular function: cobalt ion binding; magnesium ion binding; cobalt ion transmembrane transporter activity. The coding region runs from base 84 to 1649 and encodes 521 amino acids. The record is from RefSeq and is a predicted model, not a curated record. Gene Ontology annotation, cellular component: membrane. The transcript has 7 exons. Gene Ontology annotation, biological process: metal ion transport; transmembrane transport.